CCCUCACAUUGCUAUGUGCCUGACUGGAGACAGUACCCGCUAGCACCUAGUUUAUAUGAAGACAGAGAGUGUUUACUUCCUAAACACUGUGGACUUAGGAGUUGGAAGCAAGUGAAAACGGAUAGUUUGAUCCGUAACAACGAUGACCUCCGGCAUUCUUGUAGCUAUUAAUUCCUUGCAGUGCAUUUCUGGCAUGCCUCAUGGUAAGAAGUCCAUAUGAGCCAGGGGAGUCUCAUUAAUACCUCCACUGUAAAGAGCUUUUAUUGUGGGCUGAAACUUGAGAACUGUGAGUGGUUACCUGAGCUCCAAAGGGAUGACUCUCCGCAGGCCAGCUGACCACCAACGAAGAGCUCAGAGCUGGAGGAGAUCAGGAGAUGAGUCCUACUGGGAGAGCUUAUUAACAGAGGGGGAGGCUUUGCCCCGUGUUUCUCGCCCCCCACGUGCACCUCGGCCCCAGAGUGCCAUUGAAGGACACCAGCUGGACGACUGGCUGGAGCACCUGCAGAGGAUAGAGAGCGAACUUCUCAGAGCCCCAGUUCAGGAUCAAGUUCCAGCUUUCAGUCACUGGACAACAUCCAUGCCUGCACUUGACAAAGAGGCAACCGGACGUGCCUGGAGACAGCCGGGGAUUCCUUCCUUUAGCAGGGGUUCAUCUUCAUGUGGAAGUCCCAGCCUGUGUGAGAGCUCUCUGGGCAGCCAGGAGUCCCUCCAAACUGGGUUUUUUUCUCCUCCAAAGCACAGAGAAAGCUGGGAGAGAGCUCAUAUGAUGCAGGCCCCAAGGAAGGAGCAGGCUCAACUCAGUAGUCUUGCUCCAGUCAAAAUUGGGUGGCUGCCAAUCCAAAGAAGAGUGAUGAUGGUCGGUGAUGCUUGCAACCAAAGCCAGUUUUUGGACCACUCUGCUGGCCAGGUGAAAUUAAAACAAACCAUCACUCCAACAGUUCAGAAGAAUCUAGCAACAGCAAACAGGCACCAGGAUGGAGAGGUGGAGAGAAGUCAAAGUGCUUUAGGUGAGAAGACGUGGCAGACACCCGAUCAAGGCUCUUCUAAUAUUAAACAGGUGCCAGAAAAACAAAGCUUUCCUGCAAACGAAGGCUACAAACCUGUAGGUUGGCAAGCUCUGAGGAGAGGUUGGAAUACCAACAGGGUGUCAGCUUUCCUUGGAGGCAAUCGGUCCAAUGAGAUCCGCACAGGCACCAGCUCAGACCCCAACGGGAAGUCCUCUGUGAUGAAAACAACCAGCAUAGAGCCCCUCGAGCAUGCUUCUCUUCAUCAAACAACUGUUGCUGAUCCCUUCAAACCCUCACACACUCUGCCGCAAAGGACAAACAGCACAGAUACAAACAAAACACAUAUGCCUUUGCUUAGAACAGGCAGUGUUCAGCCUAUAAGGGCAACAGCCCCGCUGUGUAGAACGAACAGUAUCUCACAGCCUUCACACAUACAGACAAACUCCGCUGUGACUACACUCAUCCCUCAGAACAAGGCCGGAUUCUCCUCUAUCACCAUCUCCUCCAGGAAAUUGAGCAGAUCGUACAGUAGUUUGCCCGGCCCCGACACCUGCAACCACUCUUCCCAAUCCAGUGAAUUUGCUUCUUCGCCACCAUCCCACCAGUCCACGGACCCAAACGCCAGGCAGGUCACAUUGCAGAGGAAGGCCACUAUAGUCAAAGUGACAGAGCAAAGGAUGGUGUCCAGCUCGAGCACACAAAGGGCAGGGUCCCCACCAACUAGUCCUACUUUGGACACAGUGGUCCACAGACGAAAGGCUACCAUGAUCAAAGUGACAAAGCACAAGGAAAGCUACAGCACAGCCAAAGCAGGGUCUGGGAUGAGGCACCCAGAGUACAGACACAGCUACACAGAGGGAGUGUACAAGGAAAACAGCAUGUGGAGUCCUGGAAACCAUUCACAACACAAUGCAGCACCUUCAUAUCACCAUCUGGAUUCCACAAAGGGGCCAAACUCAACUGAAGCACCAAAUCCAUCCACUGCAGAUCCAGAGAAAAAUGGCAGAACACUCCACAGAUCCACACUGAGUCUUUUUGUGAGCAACCUCCCUGCUAUAGCAGCACCCGCUCCCUCAGAGGUUUCUCCAAAGGCUGUUGGACAGAGAUGGGACAGGCCGCACAGGCCACUCAGCUGCUAUGGUAAUAUGUUUGGACACACUGAGCCAAGCAAGGAGAAUGUGACAGAACCAGCCGCCAGUAAAUGGAGCUUUGAGCAACCACAAGAGACUGUUAUCAACCCUGUGAACUCCGACAGUAGUUUCAUCAGCCGCCGAACAGCAGCAAAAGAAGCGGGUCAGCUAGAGGCAGACACGUUGAAGCCAAACGGAGGCCAGAAAGAAAGAUUUCCGCUAGAGAUUGCAGUGAGGAGAGCAUCCCCCUGUCUAACUCUGAUCAAGGCUCCAGAUCCCCAUUCACAUCAGUCUCAAGAGGAAGUGCUUGCCCUCAAUGCAGCUGCCAUCAUAGCAAAUAUCAAACUCCAAAGACAACUUAGUAAGAAGAAGUCAUCAAAUGGCAAUUGUGAGAAGGACACCGCUGCAUCACCCCAGGGAAAUACUGUUGUGACAGCGGACGGGGAAUGUAUGAAACCAGAUCCAGAUCAAAGAACAGUCCAGGGCCACAACCAGCCUCAUGCUCCAUUUGUUCCACUGAGCCCUGACCCUCAAACUCUUUCUCUACAGGAUGCACUGCAGCGGUGCAGGCCAGACUUCAUCAGUCGUUCCAAGAGCAGACUGAGAGAGCUGGAGCUAAGAGCACAGGAGAGGAGGGAUCUGGCGGACUCGGUAGACCCACGGUCCGAUGCUGCUCUUAGGCAGAGGAGAGCCCACAGUGCCCGGUGUACCUCUCUGAAAGAUAACCUUUUCAAACCCAGGGACAGAGCCAUUACUGGGAAAGAAAUGCAGCUGAGAUCUAAGCGUUCGAAUGCUGAGAUGAAAAAGAAAAAAACGGAAGAGAAGAAGAGGGAGACGUGUUUGAGCAACAGACAGCGAGUUGAACUUUUUAAAAAGAAACUGUUGGCUCAGCUUCUUCAAAAGAGCAACAGCUGAAAAGACUGACAAGAGAUGAUGAUGUUGACAUGACAAAGCCUGCAGCAUUGCAUAACAGAUGAACUUUGACCUUUGACAGUGCUGAACAUGAGUUAAACUAUCAGUGUAGGUCAUGAUAUACCUCCAGCUGUCCUUUAGCCCCUGUUUGUUUCUCUCAUGUGUUAACAUUACUUAUUAUUCAAGUUACAGAGCUUACCAUCUGUUUUUCUGAGAGAUAAAACCAUGGCAAGCUUUCAGAAGGCCCGGAUAGUCAUUUAACAUCGCUUACUGUAGAACUUUUUUGAAGGUUUUCCAGGACCUUCAAAAUCUCUUUUGCCCAUCUGGAUAAAGAGAUAUAUAUUUCUGAUGCACAAUAAAAGAAGACCUUUAACCAGUUUUCCUCAUUGCGACUCUACUUUAUUAACUAAACAUAAACGAAUGAGAAGUUUUUUAAUAAUAAUGUGUUUUACAACUCCAGCAUGGAGAUGCUGAGUAAGAGACACAAAUUAGCAGUUUAGGACAGGUUUAAUUGUCUUGGCCAGAUGACAGAAAAUACUUGAUGCACUCGGAAAGAGGAGUCCUUAAGGAUUCUGGAAAUACCGUUGAAGCAGCACUAAGUGUUGUUAAAUGGCCUUCUGGGUUCUUGAAAAAUUGCCAUAAAUGAUGUCUUAUGUCUUUUGAGAAAAAAAAGAUGUUGAUCUCUGUGCCUCAGCUGUCAUAGCUGCUUGUGAUAUGCAAUUACAAAUGAAGAUGGCCAAAGUGUAUGUCUGAAAUCAUGUCUCAACAUUCUGUUUUGGUCGUAUCACAUUGUCUUAUGUCUUUUGAGAAAAAAACAGAUGCUGAUCUCUGUGCCUCAGCUGUCCUAGCUGCUUGUGAAACGCAAUUACAAAUGAACACGGCCAAAAUGAAUGUCUGAAAUCAUGUCUCAACAUUCUGUUUUGGUUGUAUCACAUUAUAAAUCAUAAGGACACACUAGCUGACUUUUGAUGUAAGAUAUAAGCCAACAAUGUAUGCAGUUCAUCUGUGUUAUCUUGUUUUCAGUUGAUUGCAAAUUGCAUUUCUUUACUAGGAAUACUUCAUGUAAUGGGAUACAGAGUAAGCUCUCACUGCACAAUGAAGCACCCAUGUCCUCACACAGCCACUUUCACAUGAUGACAUGUGACGUGAAGCAGUGAUACAAAACAAAAUCAUUUAUAAUGCUUCACAGUCCCUUCCAGGACAGUCUUGUCCAGGACAACUGCCAUCCUCAUUAUACAACCAAUAAGCAGAGUGAAGCAUGAAGUGGGCUCUCCCUUUAUUCGGUGCCAGCUAUUAGCUGUUAAGAUGGGGCAAUGUGACCUCUUCUCACCGGAAAUGCCCUGUUAAUGGACACUCCCGGUUUGAAUGGAUCUUUUGUCCCUAUCUUUGUCCCAUGAGGACUGGAGCCCUCCAUAGCAGAUUUAGAUUUGUGGGAUUUAAAGUGAAUGUGCUCAGAGGGCUGCUCACCAACAUGAUGGAGCUGGGAAUAAAUCAAAAGUGAGAUGUGUGAAUAUUUAUUUGUGAGACAGCAGAGCAGACACUCUUCAUAUUCCUAAUUGUUAUUUUACUCAUUAGCUUUUAAAGUCAGAGUUCUUCCAUAGUCCAGCUGUUUCAUCUAUCUGAAUUUGCACUGAUGUCUUGGUUUAUGUAAACCUCAUAUUAAUGUCAUGUCAGUGCCCAUGCAUGUGUGGGUGUCUUUAGACAAUAGGAGAUCAUCAAUAACAGCACUCAUGGCUCAUAAUUGUUUCUGUCUUUUUUAAAUUAGUAAUUUUAGACUAGAAAGUAGAACUAUGACUGCGGGUUAAAGAAGGUUAUUAUAUAUGUAUACAGUGUGUGUGUGUGUGUUUUUUCUAUUCAACUUUACAUAGAAUGAUUCACUAUGCAAUGUAAUUCUUUAAACUUCAACUUUAUUUUAUAUUUGAAAUUAAUUAGAAGUAUUUCAUAUUUGAGUUGUGUUUACAUAUUUUUUUCUUCGAAAUGUGACUGUAAAAUGUUUGUCUCUAAGCACCGGUGAAAAGUUGUUUUUUCUACCAACUGCAUCAACAUAAUAACAGAGGUUAGAUAAAAUAAGGUCCAUGAAGUUAGGAUUUAUUGUUGUGUAUUAUCUGUCCUUGCACACUAACAGAAAGUCCUAUUUUACUGUCUGCUCCCUGCACCUUAUCUUUCUUCAAGCAUUCUGGUUCUUAGAAAAAGCCAAAAAAUCGGCUUUGUAACAUCCUAACUGAUUGUUGAGUCCCAGUGAAAUCUGCAUGCAGAGAAAAAAUCCGCAGUGGUCUUUUAUUUCCAUUCAUAUUUCAUUCUCAAAGAGGAGUUUUGAGAAAUUGAGGUUUCUGAGCAUCAUGUCACUAGGCUGCACCCUAUAGUUCCUAUUUCAUCCGGUGUGGGGCAAUGAUUGGAUAUGCUCUUGUGACUAU
Molecule: messenger RNA, 5463 nt
Organism: Etheostoma spectabile (orangethroat darter)
Lineage: Eukaryota; Metazoa; Chordata; Actinopteri; Perciformes; Percidae
Gene: c21h10orf90
Product: chromosome 21 C10orf90 homolog
Exons: 11
Coding region: 314-3052 (912 amino acids)
Biological process (GO): regulation of centriole replication
Cellular component (GO): centrosome; centriole; cytosol
Molecular function (GO): microtubule binding
Source: RefSeq, a predicted model, not a curated record